Podospora pseudocomata is the source of this 1806-nucleotide messenger RNA. RefSeq lists its product as uncharacterized. Gene Ontology annotation, molecular function: aspartic-type endopeptidase activity. The transcript has a single exon. Gene Ontology annotation, cellular component: fungal-type vacuole. The record is from RefSeq and is a predicted model, not a curated record. The coding region runs from base 1 to 1806 and encodes 601 amino acids. Gene Ontology annotation, biological process: proteolysis. Lineage: Eukaryota; Fungi; Ascomycota; Sordariomycetes; Sordariales; Podosporaceae.
AUGUCACUCGUUUAUUUACUUUUGCAAUGUUUUCUUUUUGCGACGGCGACGUCUGCCCAUCUUUUGUUCCCCUUUACCCGUGAGAGAAUCAUCGCCAGAUCGAUCGAUAGCAAAACAGCAACUGUCCCCGUCUCGGCGUCAGGGCACGUCUUCAUCGUCAACGUCACCGUCGGGACCCCCCCACAACCACUGUCGCUUCUCUUGUCACCGUCCUCGCCUCACACAUGGCUUCCCAACGCCGACGAGGCCAUGCCUUGUUCGCAAGGCUUCAACCUGCUAUCAGGUGGCUUUCAUCCCACUGAUGUUCUCUCUGGCUCCGCUUGCAAAUGGGGGGCAUUCACUAAAUCCAAAUCGUCGACAUUCCAUGGAGCAGAAACGGUGAAUUACCAGUUCGACGCGGCAUAUACCAGCACAUUCACCGUGCGUGGCAGCAACUUCACCGAUACACUAAAGAUGGGUGAUGUCGAGCUCGACAACUUCCCGAUGGGCCUGGUGAAUUCAGCCACAAAUAAUCAAUGGAUCGGGAUGCUUGGACUCGGCAAUGAUGGCACCACGACCUACCCCCGCCGCUCAACCAAAUAUUAUCCCAACUUUGUGGAUCGACUGGUAUCUUCUGGAAAGAUUGUCACCCAAGCAUACAGCAUUUGGCUCAACAGUGCGGACGGAGCAUCGGGAUCUCUGCUUCUAGGUGCCAUCGACAAAUCGCGGUUCAAGGGCGAGCUGAUACGCCUCAACACCGCUCGAGGUUACGACAUCUUUCCCAGCGCCUUCGCCGUCUUAUUGAACAGCAUCAAAAUGCUUGACGAUUCGAAAGAGGCACUCAAGUUUGACGAAAUCAGGCUGCUCUUUUCCCUCAGCCCUGCCGAAUCCUUUUCGAUCCUGCCCCGUGAACUCGCCGAUCCCAUCAUCGCUGCAAGCGGCGCGACCUGGAAUACGACUAUAGAGAGGGCCACCAUUCCGUGUGAUGCUGGAUCAAAGAAUACAAAGCUCAAUCUCCGCCUUCAGCUCGAGGGGCCGGACGGCCCCGUUCUCAAUGUUCCCCUCGCAGAUCUCAUCGUCCCACAGGAAGUCACGAACUGGGAGAUUGCCGUUGCCACCAACCCUCAAAGUCUCAAUAGAAAUACCUGCCUUUUUGGAAUUCAAAAGUCGAACAGCGGACAGUUCAACAUUGGCAGCGCCCUCUUGCGACGAACCUACAUGGUGUUUGAUGCAGUCAACAAGGAAAUCGCCCUUGCUCCUGUCAAGCCUGGGACUUCUGCCACGAAGCCCACCAUUGUCCCGUUUGACAAGGCCGGCGCACGCAUUCCUUCCUCGAGACUUUAUUGUGCUGAGGGCAGUGAGUGUGUGUCUGAGUCUUCAAUUGCUCCAGACUCAGAAGAAGGCGUGGAGACCGUUGUUGAGGAGGAUGAACCAAAUUCGAACUGGAAGAAGAUUGUGAUUGGGGUGGUGGUCCCCAUUGGUGUACUAGCCAUUGCCCUACCCAUCAUUUAUGUCAUUAUCAUGAGACGCAAGCGCCAGGCAAAGGCAAGGGAGGAAGCCCUCUCACGACAACGAGAAACAGAUCACACAGACGGGGAGGAUAGCUUCAAGGAGGAUGAAUAUGGUGUCAAGGUUACAGUGUCCGUCUCUUCAAAGGUGUCAGUGGCGAAGGCACCGCCAUCGCCCCAGUUCUUCUUGGGUGUGCCAGGGGGAUUUCCCAGCAUCCCUGAAGACAGACAGUCACAGUAUUCUGGAGAUGCGCUUCUGGGACCUGAUAGCCGGAGUGGGAGUAGGAAUGGGAGUGAGAAGGAAGUGUCUAAGUGUUAG